CUUUUUUUUUUUCUUUUCUUCUUUAGUACAAACAUGAAUGGUUUGCCUGUAGGUUUUAGGUUCUAUCCCACUGAGGAAGAACUUGUUUCAUUCUACCUACAAAAUAAGCUCAAAGGUGAGAGAACGGACAUCGAGAGGCUCAUACCAGUCGUCGACAUUUACGGCUAUAAUCCAUGGGAUCUUCCACAAUUAGCUGGAGAAGAAUGCCCUGCAGAUUUAGAGCAGUGGUUUUUCUUCACACCUCGACAAGAAAGAGAAACACGUGGAGGCCGGCCAAAUCGACUCACGGCAAAAGGCUACUGGAAAGCAACCGGUUCCCCUAAUGAUAUUUAUUCGUCUCAAAAUAACCGAAGGAUAGGAAGAAGAAAAACCAUGGUUUUCUAUGAGGGCCGAGCUCCAAACGGGAAAAAAACGGCUUGGAAAAUGAACGAGUACAAAUUGUUUGACUCGGGCCCUCUUGAAUCGGGUUCAUCAUCUUCCUCAGCCAGUUCGAAUCUACAGUUGAGAGAUGAAAUUAGUUUGUGUAGAAUUUACAAGAGAACGAAGUGUUUGAGGGCGUUUGACAGGCGGCCGCCGGAGGCGGGCGGCGGGCGGCAGCUGGAAAAUCAUCCACGUCAUCAGCUCGAAAUUAAUCCACGUCAUCACGUGGUGCUUGAUGAGAUAGAAGUAAAUAAUAAUACCAAUUCAUUAUCGGGAGAUGCUAUCACGGGUAUUAUUAAUCCUUCACAAUCCCACACGGAAAGUGAUAACAGCGCCUAUUGGGAUAUGGCUGUUGAUGAUGAUCAAGCGUUGCCCAUUUGGGAUUGGGAUGAAUUUAACUGCUUCGAUUUGUGGAAUUAAUAAAAUAUCAAUUAUAUAUGUGAUUCUGUUUUUAUUUAUAUAUAUGUUUUCCAAGAAAUGAGAAGGGAUUUUCAGGAGAGUAUGAAUAUUACAUGAUUUAGGUCUCAUUAUCUUGAUGAACUGAAAUUUUUAUUUAGCGUGUGAAGAAUAUGGAUCUAUUGUGAUGAAUUGUUGUACUUGAAACUCGAUUAUAUGUUUG
Molecule: messenger RNA, 1039 nt
Organism: Striga asiatica
Lineage: Eukaryota; Viridiplantae; Streptophyta; Magnoliopsida; Lamiales; Orobanchaceae
Source: the annotation of a GenBank genome assembly